Struthio camelus australis is the source of this 3936-nucleotide messenger RNA. The record is from RefSeq and is a predicted model, not a curated record. NCBI's taxonomy places the organism in Eukaryota, Metazoa, Chordata, Aves, Struthioniformes, Struthionidae.
GGAUUCGGUAUAGAUAUGGAUAGAACUAGUGCAGUUGACAUCUGCAUAGUUUCCCAAGAAGUUUUCAACAGUGUUGAGUAUCACAGGCCUUUAAAGAAAUAUUAUUAGCUGUAGAAUAAAAGGGAGUGUCCUUUGAUGGAUAAAUAGCUGACUAAAAAUAAGAAUAUAUGGUCAUCUAUCACACUGAUGGAUGAAGAACUUCUGGAAUCUUCACGCAGCUUGUUCAUAUUCAACAAUGAAGGUAAAAUAAGUAAAAUGGAGGUGAAUGGUAAGAUGAAAUUUCUUGGAUACACUAAGUCCUCACUCUUACUAUAAAAAUUACUGUCAAGGCUUGCAGGAGCACCUUAUAAUAUUGAUUGACUGAUUUUUAAGAAAGAUGAUGGUCAUAUAAUAGUCAAUGAAAUCCAGAAUAGAUAUGGGAAGUACUGGAGGAAGAACCACUUAACUUCACAUAAUUUUAUGUAUAAAAUAAAUGUUCUUUAACCUGACUGAUGUUCAGGACCAAUUUAUAGGCCUAGGUAGAUUAUAACACAUUUUCAUGAACAUGUCAGCUUAACACUCGAUAGCAGCUCAUAAAAGGUAAAAUAAAUGUUAGGAAUUAUUAGGAAAGAAAUAAGAAAUAAAAACAGGGGAAUAUCUUUUUGCUACCGUAAAACCUAUGCAACGUGAGUAUUAUUUGCAGUUUAGAUCUUUUCCCUGCCUCAGAAAUCAUGUGGUAGAAAGAGUUUAAAAAGCUUUGAACAAGGCAACAAAGAAUAAGUAAAAUAGCUUCUACAAAAGGACCAACUAUGCAUGACUCUGCUUUGGAAUGGAAAUAACUGAGGAGAAAUAAAAAACGGUCAGUGGCAUGGGGAAUGUGGAUUAUUGAUUCUACUCCAGGAAAAGAAGUAGGAAGCAUCAAAUUAAGCUGGUAGGGACAGAACUGAUUAACUUAGCGUUCCUCAUGCCUACCCCUAAGUGAGGUUUGCCAUUUUAUAGGACCUCUAUCUUUUCUCUGCUUAAAAGUCAUCCAAAACUAGCCCUAGUCACUAGGCUUUAAUUUGUGUUUUCUAUGACCUAAAAAGGUAUUAUGCCCUUCCUCUUCCCCUUAACUGCCUAAAUGCGGCAAUCUUCCGAAACUAAACGUGAGUUUGUAGGUUUGAGCCCCGCCCCACCCCUCCCAAGUGGAGGGUGGAGACAAACAGGUCUCGAGUGCCCACUCUAACCACUACAGGCCUUGUACACAGAGUGGAAGGAAGCCACCUAUCACCUUCAGCUGUCCUCCUAAAGAAGGACCUUGCUUUAUCUGUGUAGAAAUGACUUAAUUUCUUAAUUUCAGGACAAAAUCCCAUCCUCCAAGACUAUAGACUGUGAAGGAUCAAUGGAAGUUGGUACCUACUUACUGUUACUAUAUGUAUGAACACAGAAGAGGGUUAUUUCCGCAUUUUGCACUGGUUACAUUAGUGGCUUUCUCUACAUUGCUAACAUCUUACUGUGAGAAACUGGAUGUCUAGUUUAGGGCUUUGCUUUGGAAGCCACACAUCUAAGUAUUGUGAUAUGAGGCAUUUUGUGAAUUUAACCUUUUCAUUAGAGCAUUGUGCGCUCUGCUCUUAUUUUAAAAAAAAAUUCUUUUUUGUGUGGAUUAUGCCCAGAUUGUCUUAUUGUCAGUGUGGAUGCUUGUGUGGACCUCUUCACUCAUAAAUAAGUUUUGAAGAGUCAUCUUUGUAGUUUGUGUUCUGUUCCAGUAUGUCUCAUCAGUCUUAAUUAUGUGUUUAAUUUGCAGUAAAGUGAAAUGGUUUACCAAAUAAAAUGCAAUUGAUGACUUUCAUGGAAAAGUUUACUCUUAUUUUUGCAAGUAGGAACUAGAAUGUUUAGGUCUGUACAACUGUAGGUGGAACCUGUAAGUUUUAAAUAUGUGCCAUUAACUCCUUUUUUUUGUCAGGGUUGAUAAAGAUAGGAGUGGAAUAAUAUCUGAUAACGAACUUCAGCAGGCAUUAUCUAAUGGCACAUGGACUCCUUUUAAUCCAGCAACAGUCCGGUCAAUUCUUGGCAUGUUUGACAGAGAAAACAAAGGUGGUGUGAACUUCAAUGAAUUCACAGGAGUCUGGAAGUAUAUCUCAGACUGGCAGAAUGUCUUUCGAACGUAUGAUAGAGACAAUUCUGGAAUGAUUGACAAAAAUGAGCUAAAGCAAGCACUAACAGGUUAUCGACUGUCUGACCAGUUCUAUGAUGUCCUUAUUCGGAAAUUUGACAGACAAGGAAGAGGACAAGUUGCUUUUGAUGACUUUAUUCAGUGCUGUGUUGUCUUACAAAGGCUGACUGAUGUAUUCAGACGUUAUGAUACUGAUCAAGAUGGCUGGAUUCAAGUGUCUUAUGAGCAAUAUCUUUCCAUGGUCUUCAGCAUUGUAUGACAGGACAGCUAGGAAUUGCACACUGGCAUUAUUACAAACUGGAGUUGCCAAAUCAUCAUGUACUGAAUAAGAUUACUGAUAUAUCAGAAUGGAUAUAACUUCUCAUUCUUAAGUUUUUUUUAUGUUGGUCAUCACCUUUCACGAUCUCUGUACUGUCUGUUGGCUUUUACUUUGUAUUGCUCUGCCACCUGACCAUAGCAUGCUUACUGCAGUACAGAAAGCACAGAACCUAGAUUUAACUCACCUUAACUUUCUUCCGCAUAUCUUGCAUGGGGAAAAAUGACUUUUUAGAAAUGCCAAAUUAAAACAGUGCUUGUUAGGUUUGUAAGAAAUUUGAAAGUCAGAACUUGCACAACAUGUUUUGCAUGUGCCUUACUUUUAUAAAAGUUUAAUGUAUUAAUUUUUAAUACAUAGUGUAAAACUAAGUAAAAAUAUUAGACCAACCUUUUCUAGUCUACUUUUUUGCACAGAUUUUUUUUAAGGGGGUAGUGUUUGCAUUUCUGUAGUUUGUUUUCCUGUGGCUUAGAGCAAAGUUAGAGCUUGAACCUUAAGCAGCACCAGGGCCUUAGUAUACAUACAACCUACGGUACAGCCAGUGAAGUUUGGAGACGGGGGGAAAAAAAAGGGUUGUUUAAAAGAUUUUCCUUACAUAAGUAUAUUAGGGAAUGGGAUAAACUAGUAUUAUUACAUAGUAGGCCAGGGUGGUUCUUAGCUGAAUACACUGCUGGCCAAGUUAAUGGUUCUGUCCAAGCUUCUCUUAAUGUUGUCUGCUACCGGAUACAAUGGCAGUAGAUGAAGUUCAUUCCUUUGCACCUCAGGAUGGUAAAACUACAUUUUCUUGUAGUUUCUUUGCUGUCUUGUGCAAGCUCUUUUGCCUUCUUUUUCCCACUCAUGCUCCUCAGCAAACAUACUUCCCUGGGUAGAGCACUGAUGGCAUAAAUGUGUCUGUGCUAUCUUAGCUGGACAGGUGACAGGGCAAACGUUUUUUUAAACUGACUCUGGUAAUACUAAGUUGCUAAAAUGCUUCCCUUUUUGAGAAGCUAUGCCAGGUAAAAUUUGACGUAUUUUGCCAUGAUCAAGAUGGUAAAAUUUCUGCCAGUGACUGUGAGAAACACAAGCCUAAACACAUACACGAUCUUUGUGCCAAACUGCUCCUAAAUCAAUACUUUUUCACAUGUCACUGUAACAAAAAUAGUGAUGACACUGAAAUAUAAACACUGUUACCCUACUUAACUGAGACCUUUUCGCCUCCUAGCCUGUACUUUAACUGAAUGUAUACAAAAGGAUCAGGUAACUCUGCAGAAGGUCCCAAAGCAAAGUAGCAAAUUGGUAACAAAAACCCAAAUGAUCAUCCUGGAACCUGCUGAUUGGGGGGAGGAAGAUACUGCCUUGAGUUAAAAGCAAGCCACCUAAAGGGGAUGGAAGAUGUCAUCUACAGAAAAAAAUGAUACAGUUAAGACUUAAAUCUAAUUGUAAACUGGCCAUUUUGCACCAGUAAGGAAAUUAAAACGGACAGGAAAGUAAAAUAAACCCUGUUUGCAUAACA